AUGAAGAUCGGUCUGGCACAAGCUGAUCAAUCUUCCCUCAUCAUCAGAACUGGUGGCGAUGUUGAAAUUAUUCCGGACAGGGAAGAGGCUGGAAAUGGUGAUGCCAAGGCUCUUAAACGCAAAUGGGCGAUCAUGGAAAAUCAAUUCUCAGGCAGUGGUGAUCAGGGAAUUGAAGAAGUCCAAUUUGAGCAGCAAAGCAAUAUUGAAACACCUGAGGUAACUGAUGAGGAUGCCAAAGAUCUUAAGGAUAAAGAGGAAGCUAUAGAGAAUGAGACUGUGGGCCAUGGCGAUCAGGGAACUGAAGAAAUUCUUGGCCAAUUUGAGCAGCAAAGCAAUGUUGAAACACAUGAGGUCACUCAUGAAGAUGCCAAAGAUCUUAAGGAUAAAAAGGAAGCUUUAGAGAAUGAGACUGUGGGCCAUGGCGAUCAGGGAACUGAAGAAGAUCUUGGACAAUUUGAGCAGCAAAGCAGUAUUGAAACACCUGAGGUCACUCAUGAAGAUGCCAAGGAUCUUAAGGAUAAAGAGGAAGCUAUAGAGAAUGAGACUGUGGGCCAUGGCGCCCAGGGAACUGAAGAAAAUCUUGGCCAAUUUGAGCAGCAAAACAACACAGAAGAUGCAGAGAAUGCGAAUGGGGAAGAGGAUGAUGUGAGAGAAAUUGUCAGUGAAGAAUUUUCUCAGAAUAGUCAAACAUGGAACCAGGACACAGUGGAACAGGAAGACACAAGCAAGAGGAACGUUGAAGAGGAUGAUGGAAGAGAAAGUGCGAGUGAACAGUUUUUUCAGAACAGUCAAACAGGGAACCAUCACACUUUGGGACAAGAAUAUGCAACUCAGACCCAAUGUUUGGUGAUUUAG
Molecule: messenger RNA, 855 nt
Organism: Nymphaea colorata (pocket water lily)
Lineage: Eukaryota; Viridiplantae; Streptophyta; Magnoliopsida; Nymphaeales; Nymphaeaceae
Exons: 2
Coding region: 1-855 (284 amino acids)
Source: RefSeq, a predicted model, not a curated record